AUGGCGUACCCAGAGUUGAUCGAAAAUGUUACCUGUUCAGUUUCGCAGGAACUUUUAGAGUCAUAUAUAUCUCACUUCCUUCAUAUCUAUCUAUCUAUCUAUCUAUCUAAUCUAUCUAUCUAUCUAUCUAUGUAUGUCAGUCUGAACAUACCUUUUAUUUUCUUUCUUAUUUUUGAAAAAACUCUUUCUUUCUUUUUUCUUUCUUUCUUUCUUUCUUUCUUUCUUAACAACUCUUUGUUUUUACUCUUUCUUUCUUUCUUUCUUUCUUUUUUUCUUAACAACUCUUUGUUUUUACUCUUUCUUUCUUUCUUUCUUUCUUUCUUUCUUAACAACUCUUUGUUUUUACUCUUUCUUUCUUUCUUUCUUUCUUUCUUUCUUUCUUUCUUUCUUUCUUUCUUUCUAUUCCACUUGAUUUUGUGGAGGAUUUUCUACGAUGUUUUAUUACGUCAUUAUCUAUCUAUCUAUCUAUCUAUCUAUCUAUCUAUCUAUCCUUUUCAUAUAGGAAUUAAUUUUCUCAUAUCUAUCUAUUCGAAGACGACACGUCCAUUCGAAGAAUGGAUAUUGAUAAACGUUUCAUAUUUUUUUCUUUCUCUAUCUAUCUAUCUAUCUAUCUAUCUAUCUAUCUAUCUAUCUAUCUAUCUAUCUUUUUUUUUUUUUUUCUAUCUAUCUAUCUAUCUAUCUAUCUAUCUAUCUAUCUAUCUAUCUAUCUAUCUCUGUUUCUUUCUUUCUUUCUAUCUAUCUCAGCCACUUCAUAUCUAUCUAUCUAUUUAUCUAUCUAUCUAUCUAUCUAUCUAUCUAUCUAUCUAUCUAUCUGUUUGUCUGUCGCCUAUUCCCAUCUAUUUCAGUAUAUUAUUCAUCUAUCUAUCUAUCUAUCUAUCUAUCUAUCUAUCUAUCUAUCUAUCUAUCUAUUACAUUUUGAUACCAAGCAGAAAUGUCCAAGUGAAACACGUUAGAUUGAUAAACGUUUCAUAUCUAUCUAUCUAUCUAUCUAUCUAUCUAUCUAUCUAUCUAUCCCUGUUUGUUUGUUCAUUUCUUUCUUUCUUUCUUUCUUUCUUUCUUUCUUUCUUUCUUUCUUUCUUUCUUUCUGUCUAUCCCAGACUUUUCAUAUCUAUCUAUCUAUCUAUCUAUCUAUCUAUCUAUCUAUCUAUCCCUGUUUCUUUAUUUCUUUGUUUCUAUCUAUCUAUCUAUCUAACUAUCUAUCUAUCUAUCUAUCUAUCUAUCUAUCUAUCUAUCUAUCUAUCUUGCUUAUUUACACCAAGUAUGAAUCGAAUCGAAAGAGAUAUGAUCGCCCACGUCUGUACUUGA
Molecule: messenger RNA, 1305 nt
Organism: Acanthosepion pharaonis
Lineage: Eukaryota; Metazoa; Mollusca; Cephalopoda; Sepiida; Sepiidae
Source: the annotation of a GenBank genome assembly